Molecule: messenger RNA, 1638 nt
Organism: Podospora anserina S mat+
Lineage: Eukaryota; Fungi; Ascomycota; Sordariomycetes; Sordariales; Podosporaceae
Exons: 2
Coding region: 1-1638 (545 amino acids)
Cellular component (GO): cytoplasm
Molecular function (GO): flavin adenine dinucleotide binding; oxidoreductase activity, acting on NAD(P)H; 2 iron, 2 sulfur cluster binding
Source: RefSeq, a predicted model, not a curated record
AUGGCUCAGGAAUACAAGCUCAAGGGCGUCACGUCCCUGGAUCUCAAGCCAGGUGACAAGCAAGAAGUGGAGGUCGAGGGUCUCGAUGCCAAGGUUCUCCUCUUGAACGCCGGAGGUGUCGUCCAAGCCACCGGUCCCAGGUGUACCCACUACGGAGCACCUCUUGUCAAGGGUGUGCUGGGAACAGAUGGCAAGCUCACUUGCCCGUGGCACGGUGCCUGCUUCAACGGAAAGACCGGCGACGUCGAAGAUGCCCCCGCCCUCGAUGCCCUUCCCGUCUUCAAGGCUACCGAGAGAGACGGCGCUGUUUACAUCACCGGCGAGGCCGCUACCAUCAAAGCCGGCCACCGCAAGCCCAAGUUCAAGUGCAAGGCCACGGGAGGCGACAAGGUCGUUAUUGUUGGAGGUGGAUCUGGAACUCUUGGGGCUGUAGAAGGCCUUCGCGAGACGGGGUACACCGGCCCCAUCACAGUCAUUAGCAACGAAGGUUACCUGCCCAUUGACAGACCAAAGCUCAGCAAGGCUUUGUUGACCGACCUGAACAAGCUCCAGUGGAGAGACGCCGAGUGGUACAAGGAGGGCGAUGUGGAUAUUGUCCAGGACGAGGUGGCUGGCGUGGACUUUGCCACCAAAACGGUCUCGACCAAAUCUGGCGGCAAGUUUGCCUACAGCAAGCUUAUUCUCGCGACGGGUGCCACGCCAAGAGUGCUUCCUCUCCAAGGCUUCAAGGUGCUGGGCAACAUCUUCACCCUCAGAAACGUCCGCGAUGCCGAGAACAUCAACAGGGCCAUUGGGGAGAAGGGCAAGAAGAUUGUUAUCGUCGGGUCCUCCUUCAUCGGCAUGGAGUUGGCUGUGGCCACUUCCAAGGACAAUGAUGUGACUGUGGUGGGAAUGGAACAGGUUCCACUUCAGCGGGUUCUCGGUGAGAAGGUUGGUGGUGCCAUCCAAAAGCUGGUGGAAAGCAAGGGCGUCAAGUUUUACAUGUCGGCUGGCGUUGAGAAGGCCGAGCCCUCGGGCUCUGACCCAUCCGUGGUCGGGUCAGUUCACCUGAAGGAUGGCACCAAGCUUGACGCUGAUCUCGUUAUUCUGGGUGUUGGCGUUGUUCCGGCGACUGAGUACCUCAAAGAUAACAGCGUUGUCAGGUUGGAGGAGGAUGGCAGCCUAAAGGUCGACGAGUCGUUCUCUGUGGUGGGUCUCAAGGACGUGUAUGCUAUUGGAGACAUUGCCUCGUUCCCCUACCACGGACCUGCCGGUGACGGCAAAUACGUCCGCAUCGAGCACUGGAACGUUGCCCAGCAAGCUGGACGCAUUGCGGCUGGACACAUCACCAACCCAGCACGCGCCAACCUCAAGUCGCAGCCGUUCGCCCCCAUCUUUUGGAGUGCCCUGGGUGCCCAGAUGCGCUAUUCCGGCAACACACAGGCCAGCGGGUUUGAUGAUGUGGUUGUUCAGGGCAGCUUUGACGAGGGCAAGUGGGUGGCUUACUACACCAAGGGGGAGACUGUCGUGGCCAUGGCCAGCAUGGGCAAGGACCCAGUCAUGGCUCAGUUUGCGCAGCUGCUGCCGCUGGGCAAGCUGCCGAGCAAGUCCGAGUUGCAAAAGGGGCUCGACUUGCUGAGUCUCGGUCCACCGAAUUAG